Molecule: messenger RNA, 1773 nt
Organism: Habropoda laboriosa
Lineage: Eukaryota; Metazoa; Arthropoda; Insecta; Hymenoptera; Apidae
Exons: 4
Coding region: 52-1773 (573 amino acids)
Source: RefSeq, a predicted model, not a curated record
UAAACAUUCAGUUGAAUCCUUCAAAUUUCCGGUGCUUUACACAGAUUUGACAUGUCUGAUCAUCACAGUGGAAAAGGUUAUACACCUUUACCGCAAAGUAUAAGCAAUACUGAUACUGAAGAUGAAGAAGAUUGUUUGGCUUAUUCGAAUGAAACUCCCAAAGAUCAUGUUGAUGAUACACUACCGCAAUCAACUACUAUUCAUGAAAAUGGAAUGUAUUAUCCAUUGGAUGAAACAAGAAACUUAGCCAAUCGUACAAAAAAUGGACAAAAUAUGCUUAAGUAUUAUAGAGAUGACAUACCUAUAAUGGUAGUUGAAGGCAAUGAUCAAAAUGACUUAUGGAAAAGGCGUGAUAUGUCUCCUUUAAGGCGAUUUUGUUUGAUUGUUUCUGUAUUAUUAUGCAUUGUAACAAUAAUUAUAUUUUUAUAUGUUUUACCUUGUGAUAACUCAAUGGUAUGCCCUUCAGUCAAUAAACUUCAAUCAUCUGUAUCUUGGGAUAAAACUUUGCAAGGAGUAGAAUUACAUGGUACUAUUUCCAUUACUUAUGGAAAUCCAUCGAAUCUUAUAUUUCUUGUUCGUGGACAGCGAUACAGAGGAAAUGAUACAAGUAGUGAUCAGGGACAAAUAUCACCAGAUGGAGGAGGAGUUAUGUCAAUGCAAGGAAAUAGUGGUUUACCAUUGUGGUUGGUUUCUUUGAAAAGGCAACCUACAGAAAUUGACUGUAUUUCAGUUGAUACUGAUCGUUCUGGAAAACCAGAUUGCAUAGUUGCUGGUGAUCAAGGCCUCUUGGCUAGUAUUGAACCUAUUGCAGGCACUAUACAUUGGAGUUCGAAAAUCUAUACAUUUAAAAAACUACCUCUGAUUUUAUCAGAUAUUGAUUCAGAUGGAGUAGAAGAUUUCUUGAGUAUAGAAAUAGCAGUAAAAAAUAUGCCUAAUAUUGUUCUUUUAUCUGGAGGAAGUGGUAACCUUUUAGGACGAUAUUCACCUGGAAAUUGUUCAUCUAUUAAUGUAUAUAAUCAGAUUUUUAAUGAUACUAUAUCUUACAUUUGUUAUGACAGUAACAGAAAAAACACAAUAAAACAUAUGACUAUUAAAAGAUUAUUGCAUGCUUUAAAAUUACCAGAGGAAAAUAAAAAAUUUACAAUAAAACCAGGAAUAACAUUUAGCACAUUUAAGACAUUACAACUUGAUAAUGAGGAGAAUAAUUGGAAACCUACACCAUACCACUAUUUAUCCAUUAAAAACCAAGGAUCAUGUCCUGGAGAAUUCUGCAGAGCUAGUGUAAAUCUAACAUUGCAAAAACAUGGAAAUCAACCAGUAAUAAUAUGGGAUCAUAUUAGUCCGAAUUCUUUUGUAUCAAAACCAGCUUUCCUGAUUAUGCCUGGGAAACCUUAUACUUCUGGAUUUGCUAUUAAAUUUUGGCAAUGGAUUAAUCCAAUGUCUGAACAUACGAAAAAAGUAUCCAUUAUUACAGAAAGAAGAUUAAUAGAAAGAGUAUUAAUAGUUUUUGUAAAUUAUACAGAUGUGCAAGUUAUGAAUGCAAGUCAAAGUGAUAUUAUUCAGUUAUGUCAAGAUGGAAAUUGUCAACCAAAUUUAAAUUCACGUGCUCGUUUUAGUUCAAUCAAAAUUGAUUAUAUUAGUAAAGAUAAUUUUCCAGAAUUAAUAAGUUAUUGGUCUUCAUAUGAUAUGGAAUCACCAAAAAUAUUAACAUCUAAAGUGCAAGUUGCAAAAUUAGAUUCACUUGUAAUGGGCUUACCACAUAUAAAUGUUUAA